Molecule: messenger RNA, 1668 nt
Organism: Candida dubliniensis CD36
Lineage: Eukaryota; Fungi; Ascomycota; Pichiomycetes; Serinales; Debaryomycetaceae
Gene: CHS5
Product: Chs5p
Exons: 1
Coding region: 1-1668 (555 amino acids)
Biological process (GO): conjugation with cellular fusion; Golgi to plasma membrane transport
Cellular component (GO): trans-Golgi network; exomer complex
Molecular function (GO): protein dimerization activity
Source: RefSeq, a predicted model, not a curated record
AUGGUUGAGGUAUCACUAACAGUAGGUAAACUCGAUGCUUCAUUGGCACUUUUGCUAACCAAGGAUCAUCAUUUAAUUGAGUUUCCAACUAUUCUUUUACCAAAUGGAGUCAGAGCAGGUUCGAUAAUCAAAAUCAGAUGCGAUCAAGAUUUCGAUAGCGAAAAAGAAGAGGCAGAGAAGUUCACGAAGAUUCAGGAUGAAAUUUUACAGACAUUUGCUACAAACUUACCCGAGCCGCCGAAUUUGAAAAUUAAAAACGUUACUCAAACCUCGUGUGUUUUAGAAUGGGAUAAACUAAACUUGGGCACCGCCACAUUGAAGAAUCUUAUUUUAUUUAAAGAUGGUAAAAAAUUAGGUUCAAUUCCACAACCAUUAAAUAAUCGAACCUCCAAAUUGUCUGGUUUGCCAAUUGACAAAUCUUUCAAAGUGCAAUUACGUUUGGAUACCACUGCUGGUACUUUUUUGUCAAAUGAAAUUGAAGUAACAACCCAUAAAAUGACUGAUUUGUCUGGAAUUACUGUGUGUCUUGGUGAUCUCACCCCAAAUGACCAAUUCAACAAGGAAGAUAUUGAAGAGACAUUGAAGAAUAUAGGGGCAAAAUAUCCAGUGCAACUGCAAGUCAAAGUCGACACGACACAUUUCCUCUGUACUAGAGAAAACAAACAAAAUCCUGAGUAUGUGAAGGCAAAUGAUAUGAACAUUCCCAUCAUUAGACCAGAGUGGUUGAAAGCCUGUGAAAGAGAGAGAAGAAUAGUUGGUGUUAGAGACUUUUAUGUGAAGGACUGUGUUUUACCAGAUAUAUUUGCAAAGAACUAUUGGCAAAAGAAGGCAUCUGAGCCAGCAGGAAAUUCUUCUGGUCAAAGUUUACCAAAUGAAUCACCAGCUGUACCUGAUAAAGAGGAAUCGCAAAAGACAGAUUUGAAAAAAGAAUUGGUCAAGGACGAACCAACUGAAGUGUACCAAGCCAAAGACGAACCUGUUACUCAAGAAGUAGUUAUAGGGGAAACCCCUGCAGUUGUUACAGAGAAUGCCACUACUCCAGAUACUAACAUAGAGGAAGCAGAUAUUGGUGAAGACGAUUCUGCAAAAAUUGAGCUGGUACCAGCUGAAGAAAUAGACACCAAAGUUGAACCUACUCCAGUUGGGGUUGAAACUGAGGAUGUUGUGGCAGAACCCUUGGCUGACCAAAAUGUAACCGUACCACUAGAAUCAACUUCAGUAGAUGAACAAGAGCUUCCUAAAUCAGAUGAGACGUCGAAACAGGUCAAUGAUGAUCAACAAGAGAUUGAAGUUGAACAACAAGAAAAGGUAAUUGAUAUUUCUAAAGAACAAGUGAAUAAUCCAGAUAGUAAUAAUGAGGCACAGAAAACUACUACAGAUGAUGCUUUUGAUACAGUCCCACUUGAAAACAAUGAGCAUACGGAAUCUGUUUCAAGAGAAAUCGAGCCAAUUCCUACAGAACCAACAGAGACUGUUGAUGUUGCUAAUGUUAAUAGUCCUGCAAGUGAAGGAACUGGUGAAGAUGAUGAAGACGAGGAAGACGAGGGAGAUGCAGAUAAUGAAGGGAAAUCUGAUGAAACGUCAGAACCAGCACCGGCAGGAAGUGCAUCUAGUUCUCCUACCAAGAAGAAGAAUAAAAAGAAGAAGAAAAACAACAAGAAAAAAUAA